UCAGUUGCCAUUGCCGAUUUGUCAAUCGCCAACUUAUUAGAAAAGUGGAAAAGGCGUUCAAAUAAUUUUUCUUUUUCGUAAAAGAAAUUCAGUGUCCCUAAAAAUGUUAGCAUUGAUUAAUCGCAUCCUGGAUUGGAUUAAAAGCUUGUUUUGGAAGGAGGAAAUGGAACUAACUCUAGUUGGUUUACAAUAUUCGGGAAAAACAACUUUUGUGAACGUCAUUGCCUCAGGGCAAUUUAGUGAAGAUAUGAUACCUACAGUCGGCUUCAAUAUGCGCAAAAUAACCAAAGGCAAUGUUACUAUUAAGGUAUGGGACAUUGGUGGACAGCCCAGAUUCCGCUCAAUGUGGGAGAGAUAUUGUAGGGGAGUGAAUGCUAUAGUUUACAUGGUUGAUGCCGCUGAUCCAGACAAGAUUGAAGCAUCACGUAAUGAACUGCACAGUUUACUUGAGAAGCAACAACUGACUGGAAUUCCAGUUUUGGUACUUGGAAACAAGCGUGAUUUACCACAUGCUUUAGAUGAACAUGGCCUUAUUGAACGCAUGAAUCUCUCUGCAAUCCAAGAUCGUGAAAUCUGCUGUUACUCAAUCUCUUGUAAGGAGAAGGACAAUAUUGAUAUAACCCUACAAUGGCUGAUUGCACACAGUAAAUCUGGCAGUGCGCGUUAAUCACAUUCUCAAUUAACACAAGUCAUCCGGAACACUUGAGGCGCAGGCCUGCACCGGCGCUAUGCGCUUUACUCUAGCAGAUAAAUGUUGCACUUAUUUGGCCUAAGCGGUGUUUAUUAUUUACCACUCUUGCCAAAUAUCUUCACUAUACUCUUUAAGCUAGGAGAAAUUUUGAUCCUUAUCUUAGUAUUUAGGUUUCGUUGAGACCGAACUAGUCUAAUAGCAAAUUGUUGAAUUAACUGGCAACAUUUGAAUAUAACUUCGCCUUGUGUCGAAUGGAGACGACUUGUUGAAUUGCUGAUAGAGUUUUGCCAAAGCACUUAUCGUUUGUAAGACUUGCUAUUGAUUGUAUUGUGGUUAGUUUGCAGCUAGUGCAUUGAUAUGUGUUUUGGCAAAUUGUUAAAUUUUCAUAUCGAAUUAGAACCAAUUUGAUUGCUGAGAACAGUGUUUGCCGUCUUAGUUUCUGUAUGCUUCAUAGGGUUUAUUUUUUCUUAAUAUUAGUCCAUUUUUACACAAUUUAAAUUCAAGUGAUUAAUACAGAAAUUUAGUAAUAUUACAAAUAAUGUAAUAGAUUAUGACAAAACAGACUCAUGGCAUAUCAUGUUGAUGUGAUAAUUCGGUAUGAAGUUGUUCGAAUUCCUUUAGAUAUAUUAACUUAGCUUGAGUCGGUGCACUCUCUAUUAUAACUUGUGUUUCAUAUUAUAUUUAAUUUUGAUAUCACGGCCGUGUGAAUGGAAUAAUAUAAAAUAUCGAAGGCGUGUAUACUAUAAUUAAAUGUGGCAUCUUUUAAAUUUAUAAAAACUUUAUACUCGAAAUUGUUACCAUUAUAGCUGAGAAAAAAUUGGUAAUUUAUUAUUCAAGAAUUAGUUACGAUUAUUUAUUUUAAUCAUUAAAUAUAUAAAAUUAUA
This is a messenger RNA of Pieris napi, 1575 nucleotides long. RefSeq names its product ADP-ribosylation factor-like protein 8 (gene Arl8). Gene Ontology annotation, molecular function: GTP binding; GTPase activity. NCBI's taxonomy places the organism in Eukaryota, Metazoa, Arthropoda, Insecta, Lepidoptera, Pieridae. Gene Ontology annotation, biological process: protein transport; anterograde axonal transport. The record is from RefSeq and is a predicted model, not a curated record. The transcript has 5 exons. The coding region runs from base 104 to 667 and encodes 187 amino acids. Gene Ontology annotation, cellular component: lysosomal membrane.